Sardina pilchardus (European sardine) is the source of this 1534-nucleotide messenger RNA. It is a transcript of the gene otulina, whose product is annotated as OTU deubiquitinase with linear linkage specificity a. Lineage: Eukaryota; Metazoa; Chordata; Actinopteri; Clupeiformes; Clupeidae. The record is from RefSeq and is a predicted model, not a curated record. The transcript has 3 exons. Bases 162 to 803 code for a protein of 213 amino acids.
ACGCGGUCCCUCUGUGUGAUGGUGUGAUCAGCAUGGUGAAUAGCUCACCAACCUGCUACGGUCUCUUGUUGGUUGUGGCUACUACCACAGAUUUCUUCUCCCUGUACUAAGCGUAACAUGAACAUUUCCAGUUUAUUGCAUGGCAGAAAUUAUUUUCAAUAAUGUCGUGGGUCAAAUCGUUGGCCUCUGGAAAUGAAGAGAUUUUCGACGAAGAUACAGACGAUAUUAGCCUACAGAAUAAGGAAUGGAAACAAAACAUGGAAAAACGAGCCAAGGAUGGCUACCGAGAUGGUGUUGACGCAGGGAAAGAAGCAUCUCUUCAGCUUGGUUUUAACGAUGGAUACAGGGAGGGAGCGAUCCGAAUGAAGGCCAUUGGGCAACUCAAAGGAAUUGUAAGUGCUCUGCAGUGUUGGAGUGAGCGGCAGGCUGUAAAAAGCUCUGCCUCGGCCUCCGUAUCCAGCCUGAUACAGGAUGUAGUGCGACACGAGGAGGCCGUCCUGGAGGCCAUGAGGAGGGCGCACGAGAGGCCCGUGCCCAGUGUUGGGGAGGUUUCAGAGGCCGUGGAGGACCUUGAGAUGGCCGUGGAUCAGGAGCCGGCACAGGCCCAAACAGUGGGCUGUGGCAAGGGAGACUGCUGCCAGAAAGAAUCACACUGCCAUAAGGAGCAGUCUGCAGCAUGCUCCUCCACUGCCAUCGCGAGCUGGACGGAGUUGAUCACGAGGUGUGCGAUGGUGGCAACAGAGCUGGAACUGUCCGAGGAAUUUGUUGGUCAGAUACAACAGCUGAAGACAUAUGAGCUCUGACUCAGACUGUGCCUUUUUUUUUUUUAAGCUUUACUUUUUGAAUUAUAUUGAAUUGUUCUGUUUGUCUAUUGGAGUGGUCCUUUGUCUGGCAUCAUUCCAUUGCCUCAAACUGAAAAAAAAACCCGAACAAGCACUAAAAUGGUUGAGGGGGAUGUGGAAUUGAAAUGAUAUGACUGGAAGGAGUAGACUGGCCUCCUGAAAAGAAAAUAACCAGCAUUGUUAUCUUUUGUACCUUUGUGUAUGGAACAUACUCAGAUCUGUGGCAUUUAAAGUGAGCGUGGAGCUCAUUUAUGUGAGUUCAAUGUGACAUUCUGACAUCUGACAAUCACAGUUUCUGUGCUGAUUCACCAUGAAUGAGAGACUGUGUUUUGUAGAAUAAUGCUGAAGUAGGUCGUAAAUAUCGGCCUGGCUGAUAUAUUGGUAAAUAAUAUUAAUAAAAAAUAGACUAAUACACAUCUGUUUGAAAUAAAACAUUUACUUUGUGUUUGUUGUAUCUGUCUCCACCAUGAAAGACAGACACAGAAAGUUGUAAUAGUCUCAACAACAUUGCAAUUCAACAUAGCAAAAGCUGGACAAUGAGGUAGGCCUACUCCAAGACAACUGAGCAACUGAGAUAUACAGUGCCUAUAGAAAGUCAUCAUACCCUUUCGAAAUAGUUACUUUUUUUUGUCUUACAGCCUGAAAUCAAAACCCAUUUAAAAAAAAAUCUUUUCCAGUUUUACUAACAAAUU